Messenger RNA from Apis mellifera (honey bee), 2821 nucleotides. RefSeq lists its product as uncharacterized. Bases 296 to 2134 code for a protein of 612 amino acids. The record is from RefSeq and is a predicted model, not a curated record. The transcript is spliced from 6 exons. NCBI's taxonomy places the organism in Eukaryota, Metazoa, Arthropoda, Insecta, Hymenoptera, Apidae.
UUUUUAGAUAUCUGUAUCUGGUAAAAAUAGAUAGAUUUUCAUAUAUAAAACAUAUAUAUAAUAUUUCUCUUAAUUUUUAAAUUUUAAAUUUCAUUUUAAUAAUUAUGAAAUAAAAAAUAUCAAUCAAAUAUCUAUCUAAAAUUUUGAUAGAAAAAAAAUUCGCGAUGGUCAGCGUUCUCCCGUAAAGCUAAAAAGGUGGGAGCCGGUAUAAAGAGAGGAAAUACUCGAUGGCGAUGGCCAGUGAGUUCAGUGAGAGUGCCGUGAUCCUUUUACCGAUCUACUGUGAAAGUCAACCAUGAAGUUACUGGCACUGGUUGCGUUCAGCUAUUGCUCGAUCAUCGUCGUACUGUCGGAAAGUGCAGAGAGCACGAAGGAACAGGAUUUAAAGGCACGCGCGUCGAAACAACUCGAACGAUUAGCCCCCUAUCGACGAGUGAACGACAAGAAGCAAGCGAUAUCCGACGAACAAUGGCAAUUGCUCGAGAAUGCAGCCAAGGAUCCGGAAAUCAGGGCGUUCAACGAGGAAAAGAUCUUGGAGAUCUAUUGGCUUCUUCCCGAAAACGUGCAAAAGGACAUAAUGGAGAAAGUUGGCGGGGGUCGAGAGUUGAUCGAGACGCUGGCGAGUAAGAAGUACACGGCGUUGAUGGAUGAUAAAGAUAUCGAUAAGAGGUCAGGAUCGAAACGCGAGACGUACAGUCACGACGGUUACGAGACGCCAACCAGCGGAUAUCCACCGCAGGAAUACGCGGAGUACGCGCCAGAUUACGGGGAUCAAUAUGGGAAACCUGAAUCGUCCGGAUCCGAUUCUGGAUCGAUCCUAAAGGGAUCCGGGAGUUUGAUCAGUGGCAUAGCCAAAGGCAUUAUCGGUGGCCUCGUCAGUGCAUCGGGAAGCGCAUCGAAAGGUUCAUCCUCGGUCUCGGCCUCGAGUUCUCAGUCAAGCGUCCAAUCAAGCUCGAAUAGCGGUGAUAAGCCAAAGCCAAGGCCGGAAUAUGGACAAGUUUACUCGUAUGGCGAAAAGGUGUUCGACGUUUGGGACUUCAAAAAGGCGAUCAUUAGCACAUUAAUGCAAGCCGUAAAAGCUAUAAGUGGAGGUGUGAUUGCUUUGAAAGGUCAGCUAUUGAAAGGAAGCGGUUACCUUGUCUCUUCAAAGGGAAAAAUAAUUAGUAAAACUGGGGACGUGAUCACUACAUUGGGUCGAAAUAUAGCUAAGAGUGCCGUGCAACCUCGUACGGAGCCGCCCCAUCCCACGUAUUUGUACGAUCAUCCUCCCCCACCAAUUAGUCACGAAGAUAUUUACGAAGGACCUCCUCCACCCGAUCACGAGGAAUAUAGCGGGCACCACGGAUAUCACGAAAAUGCGAAUUAUGAAUCCUCGGAUAUCGAAGACCAGGCGGGCCUACUUAUUGCGAAACCGACGAAACCUGACAACCAUGAUCACCACACUGUGAAUUUGGAAAUUCGAAAACCAGCUGUGACGCAUCCGGAAGACGAUUAUUACGGGCCACCACCUGAAUUACCACCCCACAAAGAUAUCGAGAACACCGUGAUACCGAAUUAUCAUUUUAAUCAAGACGACCACAAAGUGAACUCCAAUUCUCCAUUGCCGUCCAGCUACGACGUUAUGAUUCAACAUUCGUCGAAUGAUCAAAAUGGAUACGAUUAUCCAAUCUAUCCUCCACUUGCUCCCAGUCCUCCGUCGAAUCUUCACGUCUCACCGUUCACAGAUUCGAUUCAACAGAGCAUCGAGUAUCCACCUAUACACAUUCAAUAUCAUUCUAUCCCCGACGAAGGAAACUUGCAUUUUCCAAAGAGUGACACGUCUGGCAACGAUUUGUCCAUGUACUCGAGCUUGUCGAUAGAUACGAAUCCUAAAAUAGAAUCGAUUAAAAUAUCCGCGGAAUUACCCAAGUUGCAAUCUCUUGCAAACAUCUCCAAGAGUCCGUUGCUUCCAUAUUCUUACUCCAUGCUACAGGAACCUUUAAAGAUACCACUACUGACUCCGUAUUGGCAAUAUCAGGGAUCGAUUCAACCUUUCACUAAUUUCAACAUGCAUGGAUUGUAUCAGAGAAAAAAUAGUGGACAGAGAAGAAGAUCCAUAAACGAAUUUCACCGUAUGAGACUACCUAGAGGGUAAAUUGAAAGACAGUGGUCUACUCCUAUGCCCAUUAUUAUCCGUAUAAUGGAUUUAAAAGACAUCGAUAUUAUCGUACUAAACACAGGAAGAAUUAACUUUAAAAUUUGAAACUUAAAGUGAGUGGAAAAAAAAAAAUUAAACGGGUGUGUUAUAAUGUAUAUUACUCGAUUGAGAAUUAGUUAGGCAUAAUUUAUCUACCUACGUAUAUAUGUGUCCGUGUUGCGGCUUUCGCCUCGUUACAAAGGAAGAAGACUAAGAAAUUUCAUGGAUGGAUUCAAUCAUGCAUGGACGAAUCUUCUUGGGAUUAUUCUGGAAAAAGAAAGCGGUCCAUCGUGUAAAUUAGAAAACGAUAAAUGUUGUUGAAUUUUAAGUUACAAGCAUGAGUCAAUGUAGAGGAUACUCAUUGUAAAUGAUUUUAUCUUGUGAUAUAUGUUGAAUCGCUAAUAAGUUGUUUUUUUUCUUUUUCUUUUUUUUUUUCUUUUUUUUUUUUUUUGUGUGUGAUUGCAACAUUAAGGUACAAUUUUUAUAUCUAGUUGUCUUGUUUUUAGAGCUUUUUAUAUGAUGCUUAUUGAUUAUUAAUUUUUAAGAAGAAGAUGAAUGUGGUGUAUGAAAGUAUAUAACGAAUUCAUUAUGCGUACAAAUGCAAAUGAAGCUCGAGAAACUUUUAUGUAAUGAAGGAGGCCAUAA